GCCCCACUGGGUUAAACAACGCGACGCGGCCCGGGCCGAGGCCAGGGCCGAAGAAGAAAAGGGAGGAGCGACCGCAGGCAGAAGUAGGCCGACAACGAGGGUCACGCUACCGCCUGCUGCGAAAAAGCAACGAUCCGAGUCCAGGGACAGAAGUGCAUCCAGGCCGCCACCCAGGGACGACCAGACCCACUGGCCAGGCCUCCAGAAACCAGGGGACAAGAGGACCCACUCUGGGCACGUGCAGCAAGCUGACGUCGAUGUGCCAGGCGUCCUCUGCGCUCGUCGCGUGCCUGGUGAUGUCCUUCUACUGGGACUGGCAUCUCGGUUUCAUCGUGCUUGCUUUCGUGCCCCUGGUGCUGCUUUCCACGUACCUGGAGAGCCGCAUGCUGCGAGGGAAGCUCAUCUCCUCCAAGCAGGCACUCGAAUACUCCACCAAGGUUGCCGCCGAAGCUAUCCAGAACAUCCGUACGGUGGCGUCACUGCACCAGGAGGAAGUCUUCUGUGCUAACUACAUGCUUUCACUUUUAGAGGCGCAGAGGGUGGUGGAAGGCGUGAUUCUGGGCACGGCCAUCGUGGGCCAGGCUGUGGCCUACUCGCCCGACUAUCACAAGGCCAAGCUCGCCGCCCAGAAGUUAUUCCGGCUCAUCGAUCGUGUGCCCACCCUUGACUUCUCGGACAGGAGCGGUAUCACCAUGGACACGGUGCGCGGCUUCCUGACGUUGAACGAGGUGAGCUUCUCGUACGCGGGCGAGCCAGAUGUCAAGGUGCUGGACCGCGUCACCUUCUCGGUGGAGCCCGGCCAACGGGUCGCCAUCGUCGGCACCGCGGGCUCGGGACGCACCACGGCCAUCUACCUCGUCGAGCGCUUCUACGACAUCGUCGACGGCGAGAUCCUGAUCGACCACAUCUCGACCAAGAUGAUGCGGCUGUCGUGGAUGCGUGAGCAGCUGGGCUACGUGAGCUCGGAAACUCUGCUGCGUAGCUACAACAUUGCCGACAACAUCGCGUACGGCGACAACAGCCGCGACGUGUCACGCGACGAGGUCGUGGUGGCUGCGUGUCGGGCACAGGCGCACGACUUCAUCACGCAGCUGCCUCAGGGUUACGACACCGUGCUGCCGCCGCCGGGGGAGCCGCCGUUGCUCAGCGAGAGCCAGGCCAAGCGAGUGGCCCUAGCCCGGGCAUUGGUGCGGGACCCGCGCAUCCUGCUGGUCGACGACUCCGUCAAGGGUCUGGACGCCGAAAACCAGCAGGCGAGCGAGUCGAUCGCAGUCUGUCACGAAAUAGCAGACGACGAGCGGUGUGGAGGGAUCGUUACAGCUAGUAGCGGAGCUGGAAAAUACCUGUCCUAUAGAUGUCUUUCGGUGAAUUAUAUGCCGCGUUUCUCAAUCCCCAAGUAUUACCAUUUGGUAACACUUGAAACGUUUCAUGACAGUGUCAAGUAACCACGCCAUGCAGCGUGACUGGGCCAACCCAUUACCUCCAAUAGAAAGUCCGACGGAUUCACGCAAAUAACGAGGAAUGCACCUUCUUUUUUAGUACAGUUGUAUAAGCUGCAAACGAUGCAUGACACCUGUGGGGAGGCAUUUAGGAACUAGCUAUGAUGUCAUUGCUAUGAUGUCAGAAAGAAAAUUUUUCUGCAAAUGCUACGCACACUGAAUCCCCUAGCCAUGACAUUGACUAAGAAAGUCACCCAUAAGCAGCACUGAGCGCAAAUGGACGGCACUCCUUCAACUGUGAUAACUGCACAUUGAAACCAUGCACAAGUUGAGCAUCGCAGUGCCGCCUGCUUGCGUGUCACCUUUCAUAGGCUUACAACAUGUAAACUUCUGCGGUCACCAUUUUUUAGCAAAGCCGCCGUGAAGGAGUAGAAACGUUAUUUCUGCUUUACUUGCAAACUUCUAGUGCUCACGUGGUCCGUGUCUGUGUUUGUCUACACCCACAGCUGUUCCAAAAGAACCACAGUACAGGCAAGCUUUAAUCGUAACUUAAGUUUCUAGCUCUCGGUGUGCCCCUCAAAUUUGCAUGUUGUUGACCAGAUGUUUAUUUAUCCGACAAUUCGAAUACGUAAUUCACAUUACAGUACAAACCUGCAGCGUUGUACUUGGGCCGAGAAUUACCAGUUUAGCGUAUAUGCGUGGCUUUUUUUGCUGACCAAUGAACUGCAGCGGGGCGCUUGGUUUAGUGAAGUGCGUCAUGGAAAAGCGCCCCGUGGCUUGGUGUGAUCGGAGGGAAAUUGGACGAUCACAUCACAGCUUUAGCACUCGGGAAGUCACCACCAAAAAGUACUACAAUAUACAACAAAAUCCGCUGUAAUAUUUGUCAGUAGCCAAUAAAAUAUAAAAAAGAACUUGAAAAAACAAGCACGAGGUCCACCAACCCUGUGCGUACAACGUGCAAGACUUGAGAAACAUCAGUACCACCCUUUCGAAAAUUCUGUUGAACGCAUUUACAUAUGCCUACUUACCGCGUUAAAUAAAACGUGGCGUGGUCACCUCUCUCGGUUCCAAAGCGCAAACCGUCGUUUCUCCAUUUUGCCGGCUUGCGCGGCUUCCGACGCCGUUUGUCGCUCGCCUUCGCCGUCAGGUGGUGCGCAACGCCAUCGCGGAGGCGAGCAAGGGCCGCACCUGCGUCAUGGUGUCGUCCAAGCUGUCCGUCAUCAAGGACGUGGACCGCAUCUUCGUCAUGCAGCGCGGCAGGGUGGUCGAGAAAGGCUCGCACGCCGAGCUCAUGCGGCGGGAGGGCGUCUACCACAAGCUCUUCACCGAGGAAGGAGCCGAGCAGUGAAACGGCGGCGCCCACUUUCAUCCGCGAGAGGGUUCCCAGUGGCCCGCACAGACAUUGCCCACAGAACUUUGCUUCCAAUGCCGUACCACAUUUUUUUUUUUUUUUUUUUUACUGCGAAUCCACUUGAACUUUUUAACUAGCGUCUAUCUCCUGAUCGUUCGAGCCCUACCAUUGAGAAGGCAUAGUGCAGUGUACAGUGUUAUGCUUAGAGUUAUUGUGCAAACGUAGUUUUAAGACGCCGCUCGUUCGACACCAGCGCGCUGCCUGGUGUUCCAGGUGCCUGGUGGUAGCCUGCAAACGGGCGUGAAUGCGAGCUACCGCAGCGGUCGGCACCGACCGUGGUAAUUGGCUAACGAGCGGCAAACGCCAGAAUAUCCAGCGCGUAUUAUUGUGUGCGCUUUGCCCGGGCUGUCUUGAAUGAAGGCGCACUGCGUCUUUAAGCGUGCUUCUAUCUCUUCUGGUAUGUGUUGCGUGGAUAAAGUAGGACAAGGCAACAUUUAUUGUUGAAAUAUGCUGAAAUCUUUCGUCUAAGCAUGUUUCAUGGCACUUUCUAGCAUUUUCUCGCGAUUUCCUUUUUAUAUAUAGAGCGUCUACUGGGCACCUGUAAUUUUCUUACGAUUUGUAAUAUCUAAACAUUUGUUCGUAAAAUCGGCUCCACAGAUGCUGUGUCUUCGAUAUCAGUUUCCGUCUGCGUGUCAACGUUUUCAUACACGAUAUGUGAAUUUCUCGCGGUGUAAGCAGUACAGCUCAAUGACCCCUAGAACUUUCUGCAAGACAAGAGAAUGAGACAUGUUAAAGUUACAGAAAGGUGGUAUAUCUGCAGCCUUUCCUUAAAGGACCCCACACCAGAACACAAAGAAAAGUUGUUAUACGCUGGAAGUUGCUACAUGUCCUCUACCGCAAAGAGUUUUCAAAUUGGUUCAUUAUUAGCCGAGAUCUAUAGAAAUAUUUCAGUGCCACGAACCGAUGAUUUCAGGAGGCGAGCUUCACCGCCAGCAUAAUCUCUCUCCUCGUUGCUCGUCUAGGUUGGUCUAGCCUCCGCAAGCGAAAUUCCUUCCCUGCGUUCUCCCAUUAGCGGCGCCCUCUCGGAAAGUUCUUUGUCGCCACUUAGAAGGACUGUCAGGGGUGCACUAAUGGAAGCGAAAUUUCGAAUGAAAUGCCCGAAAUACGAGCAUAAACGAAGAAAACUUUGAAGCUCCUUUAACUUCUUUGGUGGUGGAGAGUCGGUGACAGCGCGGAGCUUGGCUGGAUCCGGAAGGAUGCCGUCUCGCGAUACAACAUGGACAAGAAUAGUGAACUUUAGGGCGCCGAAACGACAUUUUUUUUUUUUUUUUGAGUUGAAGUCCCCCGUCAGUAAGGUAUUUCAGAACGUGUUCGAGACGACUGAGAUGUGUUCGUAAAACAGCGGAAAGGACAACUACGUCAUCCAGGUAGCUUAGACAUGUGUUCCAUUUGAAGCCGCGUAAAAUAUUAUCCAUCAUUCCCUCAAAAGUGGCUGGAGCAUUACACAGGCCGAAAGGCAUUACGAUGAAUUCGUAUAAUCCGUCAGGUGUUACAAAUGCUGUUUUAGGUCGAUUAGAUGCUGCCGAAGGGACUUGCCAGAAUCUGGAGCGUAAAUCCAGCGAAGAAAAGAACUCCGCUCCCUGCAAACAUUUGAGAGCGUCGUCGAUGCGUGGUAACGGGUAAACGUCCUUGCGCGUUAUCUUGUUCAGACGUCGGUAGUCGACGCAAAAUCGAAUGGAGCCAUCCUUUUUCUUAACGAGAACGACCGGUGACGACCAGGGACUGUUGGAAGGCUGCACAACGCCACGCUUGAGCAUGUCACCAACCUGGUGGUCCAUGACACGGCGCUCAGAGGCGGAUACUCGGUAAGGGCGCUGCCGUAGAGGUGUAUGACUGCCGGUAUCUAUCUGGUGAAAAACGGUCGAUGUGCGGCCCAAACCGGAAACAUGGCUGUCGAAAGAAGCGCGGAACUUCUGCAGGAGAGUGAUAAGCUGGCUUCGUUCUGAAGAUGACGUUUCAUCGUCGAUGGAGGGGUGGAAAGCGUCGAGGAGUGACUGAUCAACCGCAGGGUAACAAGUAAGUGCGCUAAGGUCCGCAGAAGUAGAAACGGCAGGAGCGUCAACGAUGCAAAAGGUGUCGACCAGUUGAACGAGGCCUAGCCAUUCACCAUGAAAUAAAGGUCAAGGGCAGGCCGUGGCAUUGUCGACGACCAUUUUCGUUACGCCACUGCGAAGAGUAAGGAGAGCAAAGGGCAGCGGAGAACAUCUGCGGCGAAUGAACGCCUCAGAGGGCGUAAAGAGAACAGUGCCAUCAGAAAUAGCGGCGCUUGACACGGCCACAAGCAGGGAAGAGCAUGAAGGGACAGCAUUGCCUUCAGACACAAACAGUUUAGCACUAGAAGUGGGGUUUUCGACAGUUUCAAAGUCCGGAAGUGCAGCAAGUUCGAGUUUGGCGUGACAACAGUCAGUAACGGCAUUAUUAUUUGCAAGGAAGUCCCAGCCUAAUGUCAUGGGAACACGAGGGCAGCACGACGAAUUCGACGAUAUACAGUAGUCCUUGAAUAAAGACGCGAGCAGUACAGGCAGCGAGAGCCAUAAUAUUUUGAGCAUUCGCGGUUCAAAGGGAGAAGCCGCGGAGCGAAGCGUCAAAACCUUUCGUAGUGUGCGGCAGAGUUCGGCAGAAAUUACGGAUACGGCGGCUCCUGUAUCUACAAGUGCCAGGACGGCGAUUCCUUCGACAGACAAUUACGUUGGCUGGAGAGGGACGAGGACUUGGGAAUUGUGACGUGGACGCAGUUCGUGCCUCGGGAACUGCGGCCAUCAGUUUUCCUGCUCGGUGGACACGGGACGGCGCCGCAUGGGAGAAAGUGAGCGGCGGGUAGACGCGGUUGGACGGUCAGGGGAAAAGGAAGAGGUAGGAAGGCUGGAAGGCGAAGAGGAAAACUGAGCGGGAAAGGGUGGCGCUCGCAGGAUGUACCGAAGAGGAAGCAUGCAACGACGACAAUGGCGCGCCACGUGACCAGCACCACCACAAGCAAAACAUGUUGGACGGUCAUCGAAGGUGCACCACUGGUGGGGGUAAGGUCCGAGUCAUGGUUGAGGAAUCGGAAAAUGCUGUCGGUCGGGUAGCGGCAUAGGAGGAAAAUGCUGUCUGUCUGGAAGCGGUAUAGAUGGCGGCAAAAAUGCCGGCGGUUGAUGCAUAGAGGGCGGCAAGAGCGUUUGUGGACGAGAUCGGGAAACUGCUUCAGCGUAAGUGAGAGGUGCAGUGACUGGUGUCUGCUCAGCGAAUGGAGGAACGGCUUGAGAGACUUGCUCUUGAAUGAAGUCGUGGAUUGUAGGAAGCAAAGCGAGUGGUGUUUCCGGGACAGAAGACGUCAAAGAUAGUUGGCGGGCGACCUCUGCGUGAACAAACUCCUGAAUUUUCAUGAGCAGAGCGCCAUGGUUGUCGUCGACUCCAAGGCUUCACAGAGAAUUGUUAUGAAGAAAGGUACCUGUAUGCAUUUUCAUGACGCGGUCGAAGAAAUUUUGGACUUGUUCAUUAACACAUCGGGAGGACUUAAGUUCACGUAUGAAUUGCCAAUUACCAACCGCAUUCAGUUUCUCGAUAUUAAUCUUUGUUUUUCUUUGGACGAGCAUGUAUGCUGGGGAUAUCAUCCCCGAUUUAAGAAAACCUUGAUGCGCUACGACAGCGCACACUCUAAAUUGAUUGAGAGAGGCACAGCAACCACGCGUAGUAAGGCAGCACUGAGUAAGUCGUGCGAGCAUGAGUGCGAUCAAAGUUUCUUUAAAUCAGAUAGCGCGAUAACAGAACGCAGGCUUUCCCAGUUCUGUGAUCACUUCAGUAUGUGAAGCCAUCUUGCACAAAGAGAAAAGAAUAAGCUCCGAAACAUCACAAAAAAAAAGAAUAAAGACAAGAGGCAAGCGCACGUGGUGCCAUACUUGCGCAAGUUCUUUCACAAUUUAAAGAAAGUUUCCAUUAGACAUAAUAUUAAUUUGCUUUUCAGUUCCCCGAGUAAGCUGUCCUCGAAAUGUAAUGGUAUGAAAACGCGCGAAAGGCGCCUGUGCACCACAAAUCGUGAAUCUCGUUUCACUGACUGCAGGCGCAACGUUAUCUGCCAGAUACCGCUGAGCUGUGGAAAAACUUUGGUCAAACGGGACAGGGGGUGUUUCAAUGAAAGCUCGUCAGCACAGCAAUAACCUAAAGAAUGGCUAUGGGAGUCAUUUAGCAGUACAUUGCAACAAGUGUCACUGCACUCCCAUAAUUGAAAAAACAAGAUUUAUAGGGAAAGGAAAAGGUAAGAGUGAAAGGGGAAUAAUACAGGCUUACUGCAUUAAAAAUGAAGGAAAUGAAUGUGUAAGCGCUCCCUCUCUUGCCUUGUCGCGAGAAGUAGCUUUUUUGGAAGAAAGCUUGUGAUGCUGCUGAUUUGCAGAUCGUUUUUGCGACUGGUGUACGCAUGCCUAUGCUGAAAAAGGUGUAAAUGGCUGUAGAAUUUCAAAUAAACUUCCAGUUGGCAGUCA
This is a messenger RNA of Dermacentor andersoni, 7307 nucleotides long. Its product is annotated as ATP-dependent translocase ABCB1-like. The record is from RefSeq and is a predicted model, not a curated record. Gene Ontology annotation, molecular function: ATP binding; ATP hydrolysis activity; ABC-type oligopeptide transporter activity. Lineage: Eukaryota; Metazoa; Arthropoda; Arachnida; Ixodida; Ixodidae. Gene Ontology annotation, cellular component: mitochondrial inner membrane. Gene Ontology annotation, biological process: oligopeptide export from mitochondrion.